Molecule: messenger RNA, 915 nt
Organism: Symbiodinium sp. CCMP2456
Lineage: Eukaryota; Dinophyceae; Suessiales; Symbiodiniaceae
Source: the annotation of a GenBank genome assembly
GCCUGCGUGCGCACAGCCGGAGCUCCGCUUUGCUUCCUGGGCCUCCUCGUGACCAUGGCAGGCUAUGUGCUGCCGCAGAUCCUGAUGACAAGCGAACUGUCCAUGAUGCCUCCCCUGAACAACGGGGGCGUCACCGCCUGGGUUGCCCGAGCAUUCGGUGCCCGCGUCGGGGAGUGCGUUGGGCUGAACAUGCUGCUGUAUCAGAUUGUGGACCUGGCCACCUACACGACAGUCGUCACCGGCUAUGCGCAGUCUGGCGGAUACGAGGUGCCCUCGUGGCUGCCGGCCCUGGCGCCCUUCUUGGUCAUCAUGCUGGGCCUGGCAGUGAACCUGCUGGCACUGGAUGUGGCAACGGAGUUUCUGGGCGCUUCGCUACUUGUGGUGCUGCUCCCAUUUGUGCUGGGUGUGCCGCUGGCGCUGGGCCACGCGUCCGUGGCCUGGGCUCUGGCCUCCGGUCAGCAGCCGGCGGUGAUUUCGCCAGGGGGACCGGGAAGGGAGGGAAGGGAGGAUGUGAACCUCUUCCUCUCAUCCUUGGUGUGGCUCUUCACCGGCUGGGACUCCUUCGGAAACCUGGCGGAAGAUGUGGCGGAUCCUCUCCACCUCGUCAAGGGGAUGCUGUCAGCAGCAGUGAUCGCCUUGGCGGUCUACUUUGUCUGUACCUUUGGAGCUUUGGCGGCCGGUCCGGGGACAUGGCAGGACGGAUACCUGGCCUUGGCAUAUGCAAAACUUUGGGCCCCGUUGGGACCAUGGAUUUGCUUCUCCGCUGCCUUCUCCAACAGCCUUAUCUACACAUCCGAGCUGGCUGUCACGAGCCGCUUCCUCCAGUCGCUAGGACGGAGCUCGAGCGACUUGCCGCGGCUUCUGCCAGGGGUGCUGCAGAAGGAACUCUCAUCAGGAGAGGAAAGGGCCUCUUGA